GAAGAAGAAGAAGAAGAAGAAGUGCAACGAUUCUGCUAUUUGGUAGCCUAGCCCGAAUGUGCCUCCAAAUAUGUGAGAAGUGCAAGGUUAAGCAGGUUUCAGGCACAGUGCUGGCCUCAGCUGCAUUCAGACACAAACCAUGGCGGACUAUCGUUUUCUGUGGGACUCGGACAUGUCGGUGAAACCGGACUGGCGCCAUUUGUGCGGCUGUUGUUAUUGUAGCUAGCGUUAGCGUUAUCGGAAUUAGCUAACAGUGCUGUGUUCGCUCUGAGCAUAACCCAUGUUGAUUCAUUGCUGCGGUCAGGAAAACCGCAAAAACAACUCCGGAGAAAGUUGCAAGUAUUAAUAACAGACCCGAGCACUGUUUAUGUUUACGUUUAUGUCCUUUAAUUCGUUUAACAAUGGGCCUUAAUCGGUUAUUUAGGCAAGGUUGCAGUGCAUGAUAUGCUAACAUUAUUUGACAAGUGAAAUGUAACAGUACUAUCUUGUGCAUGCUUUGGGCAGAGCCGCCUCACUUAAAAUGUUAUUAGUAGCUAAGAUGAGCUAACACGCCUAGCAAAAACAAAAACAGUCGGCGUCGUCGCUGUUUACAUGUUUUGUGAUGGAGCAGCUGAUAGGAAGCGACUGCUCGACAUAUCAGUCUGAGUUGUAGCUUCUGAAAAGUGAAAUCAUGUCGUGCAAAGCCGCCACUAAGGACAAGAAAUCCAGCUUCAGUAAGAAGCUGUUCAGGCGAGGCUCAGUCCGGUCUGUGGGGAGUUUCAUGAGCAGAGUUCUCAGGACACUGACGGCGUUAUCCCACUUUGGAUCUGAAGUACAAACAGAGGACGACAAAGACGAUGGAGGCUUCUCCACUUUUAAAUCUGGAAGUAAAGAUGUGCCCAUGGAGGAUGGAGACCUCGGAGGCUUCAUGUGUGGGGAGAGAGUACCUGGAGUGUCAGGGCUGAAAAACCAUGGGAAUACCUGCUUCAUGAAUGCAAUACUGCAGUGCCUCAGUAACACUGAACUCUUUGCUGAGUACCUGGUUUUGGAGCACUACAAAGGAGAAGAGCUGAAUGAGGACAAACCAAAGACAAACGGUGUACAUCUGCAGAGGAAGGGUCCGCUGGCCAAAGGAGAGGUUACAGAGCAGCUGUCAGGACUUGUCCGGGCUUUAUGGACAUUUGAGUACACUCCUCAGCAUAGCAGGGAUUUCAAGAAUGCUGUGUCAAAAAAUGCCACGCAGUUUAAAGGUAACGCUCAGCAUGACGCUCAGGAGUUCCUGCUGUGGCUGCUGGACAGGGUACAUGAGGACCUCAACACUGUCAACCCCAACUGCAGACCUACAAUAAAGCCACCUAUUGAAGAAGAUGACCAGAGCGUAGAAGGGCCGUCUCCCCCUCUAUCUGCUGGGUCAUUUGUACAAGAACUUUUUCAGGCUCAAUACAAAUCCUCUCUCACCUGCCCACAUUGUCAAAAGCAGAGCAAUACAUUUGAUCCUUUCCUCUGCAUAUCCUUGCCUAUCCCGCUACCGCACACACGGCCACUCUAUGUGACCGUGGUGUACCAGGGGAAGUACUCUCACUGCAUGAGGAUCGGAGUGGCUGUCCCCCUGAACAGCACCGUCUAUCGCCUCAGAGAUGCCGUGUCACGUGAGACCAAGAUCCCAAUGGACCAGUUUGUUUUGACUGAAAUGUACUAUGACGGCUUUCACCGCUCAUUUUGCGAUGACGAUGAUGAUCUUGACAUCAUCCAAGAGAGCGAUUCUAUCUUUGCCUUCGAGACACCAGAGACCUUCAAACUGGAAAACAUACGUACAAAAAGAGGAAGUCUUCUGGCAAACCUGAAUCAUAAUAAUCUGAAGUAUGGGACGGAAAUCAGCAGGACGCCGUCUUUUAUGCAGGGGGCCAUGACUCCUGUAACUGCAUCACCCAAUAAAAACUUGGGACCUGAAAAAAUGAUCCUACUGGUGUGUAACAGAGCUUGUACUGGACACCAAGGAAAGAGGUUCGGAUUGCCGUUCGUACUGUACAUGGAGCGCACUGUGACCUGGGAUGCUUUGCAGAAAGAGAUUCUGGAGAAAAUGCGCCAUCUUCUGAGACCUGGGGUCUACAUUCAGGUGGGACCCUUCAGUCUCCGGGUGGUGGGCGUCGUUGGUAUCACCUACCUCCUUCCCCAAGAUGAGAGACCACUGUGUCAUCCAACUGUGGAGAGAGCGUACAAGUCCUGCGGACAAGGAGGUCCACCACAUGUGAAGAUUGUUGUGGAGUGGGACAAAGAAACCAAGGACUAUUUGUUCGGACACACUGAGGAGGAGUACAUUCCUGAUGCUGAGAGUGUGUAUCUGCACAGGGAACAGCAUCAUCAGCCGCAGGCCUGCACCCUCGCUCAGUGCUUUCAGCUGUACACGAAAGAGGAGCAGCUAGCCCCUGAUGACGCCUGGCGCUGUCCCCACUGCAAGCAGCUGCAGCAGGGCCGCAUUAAGCUCAGCCUGUGGACGCUGCCGGAUGUGCUCAUACUGCAUCUCAAGCGGUUCAGGCAGGAGGGAGACCGGCGGGUGAAAAUGCAGAACAUGGUGCGGUUCCCCCUCAUGGGCAUGGACAUGGCGCCUCAUGUGGUGAAGAGAAGCCAGAGCAGCUGGAGUUUACCCUCUCACUGGUCGCCAUGGAGACGACCCUAUGGCCUUGGGAGAAACCCCGACGACUACCUGUACGACCUGUAUGCUGUGUGCAACCACCACGGGAAUAUGCACGGAGGCCACUACACAGCCUACUGUAAGAACUCCAUCGAUGGUCAGUGGUACUGCUUCGAUGACAGUGAGGUUUCACCGAUCGCCGAUGACGACGUGUGUCAGCAGACGGCGUACAUACUGUUUUACCAGCGGAGGACGGCCAUUCCCUCGUGGUCGGCCAACAGUUCUGUCGCUGGGUCCACCAGCUCGUCUCUGUGCGACCACUGGAUCAACAGGUUACCUGGGAGCAGACCGGCCAGCCUGGCCUCCGGAGCUUCGUCCAGACGAACGUCCCUGGCUUCACUGGCUGAGUCGGUGGAGUUUCCAGUGGAACGUAACGAAGAUGAUGGAGGAUUCUCUGUUCGCCCAUUCGUGAGGAGCAUCCAGCGUCAGAGCUUGUCCUCCAGGUCGUCCAUCGCAAGCCCUUUAGCCUUGAGCGACAGCGGGAUAAGGCCGUCAUGGUCACUUUCUGCAAAGCUGCACAUGAGGUCCAAUUCUCCCUCACGCUUCUCUCUAGACUCGCGCUGCUCGCCUCCUCUGGAACGGAUAGGAGAAGCCUGCGACGACAAAGUGUCCACGUCCUGCUUCGGCAGCUACAGCAGACACGAGCGCUACUUCGGCAGCAGGACGCCAUUGUCUAUGAUGGAGAGCAACAUCAGCGACCAGGACAAUAAAAGGUUCCUGGACAUGAUGUACUGCAGGGCUCCUACUCCAGUGGACAAAAAGAGCACCAAAAACGAGCCGACGGAAAACAACAACCAGAUUACAGCUAUAGACCAAAACAUUCUCCCCACACAAGCUACCCCCGCCAAAGAGCAGAAACGCAAGAGCAGUAUUGGAGGAUUCGGCUCAAAGGCAGAAAGCACAGGCUCCGCGAAGAACACCAGCAAAGUGGAGCAAGAGAAAACCUCCAAAAAGCGUUUGUGCUCAACACAUAAGACCUCUGCUACGGAGACGUCUUCCAGUACGCCUGUUAAAGGCAAAAAGUUGAGCAAUACUAAAGAAAAGAGCGUUAAUACUAAGAAAAGCACCUCCACACCUAGUGGGACUCCCUCCAAAACUAAGGAUCCGGCUCCAGCAUCGGAGGCAACGCCACAGCAUAAGCCAUGCGUCCGUUCAACACCUCAGUCCUCAGCGUCUCCAUCGCCAACAGCAAAGAAGAACAGCAACGUCAGUGAGAAAAACACCACAAACAGCCGCAAAAGACUGGUGGAGAGGAGCUACAGCAGAGAUUCUAUGCACACAAGCCCCCUGGUGGACAACCUGCGAGGCAGCCCUGCAGCCCGCUCGUCCCCGUCUAAGACCGGGGAAAGCAGUCGCCCCGAAAGGAGGUUCUUGAGGAGCUCCAGUAGCAGUUCUUCAGUCACUAGCCUGCGCUCACCAAGUGUGUCUACCCGAGACCUGCAGCGAAGCAGCAAAUCUGAGGAAAAGGGCUUGUCUUUCUUCAAGAGCGCCCUGCGACAAAGGGAAAGCCGCCGGUCGGCUGAUCUGGGAAAAAGCAGCGUGCUCGCCAAAAAGACCUCAGAGAGGACAUGCAAGCAGAACGGACAAGCCAAGGACAUGAGCGGAAACGGAAAGACGGGAGACACCGCGUCCUCACAGACAAUAGAAACCCCCGCAGGUGACACAAAGGCAGAGACAAAGGAGUCUUCCAAACCCCCCAGCUCUCUCAGUCGCUCUCUGCUUCACGUAGGCAAGUCCAAGUCUUCCACUUCCGAAGUAAGUCUCAAGUCUCCUGCAAAAGGGAAGAAGCCUCUGGAAAAGACGGCGUCUUCUCGGAAACUGUCAACAAGCAUGCAAUCUCCUGCACGUACAACACAGAGGCCUCAAUGAUAAGCCCGUGGUAAUUACAUUAACUUUACAUAAUGCAGCUAUUUUCUUUGUGCCUAAGUUUCAGUGAGCACCGUGUGUAUUUGCACAGGGACAUAUUUUGAUGUAAAGGUUUCAUCCACUGAUAUCUGACCUUUAUGACGACUUCUGAGGUUUAGAUAAUGAGUCUUUUCAGCAAAGCUCUGCAUAUUUUCGGUGCCAAAUACUUAGCCUUUUAUUCCUCUUAGCUGAUAUUUUUAUUAAAUACAUUGCACCUUUGACUAUUAUUCUACUUUUGGUGAAGGUACGCAUGGAAUUGGGGAGUACAGGAGUGUGGAACGUACAUUUAUCUGUACAGCAGUCGUGUAUAUUUUCUGUAGUGUUACAGGGGCUUUCAUGACAGCUGGGGCGAUGCAGCUUUGAAGUUUUAUAAUCCAAUUUCCUUCCCUUCACACCUGCAAACUUGAUAAACACACCGAGUUUGCUCGCUAAAUACUGUCCUGGAGAUCUGAAAUGUGACAGCCAACAUUUUACAGAUAGAAAUGAGCUUGCUUGCUUUGAAAAAAUCCAAAAGUAAUGUCAAGAAUUUUUAGACGCGAUGGAAAAAUUAUGUCAAUUUUUAGUGCUGAACCCUUGUGGUGUUCAGUCUGAAACCUUCACAUCAAAAACCGCCUCUGGACAAAUAUCAGAACUGGGUUUGUUUGUGCGCUCACAGACGCUCACACACAAAAAGAGUUUCAUUCCGAAAGAGUCGUGAUGUGUUUUCUAGUAGUUUUUCCUGAUUGAUUUGAGCCGAUCAUUUGGAAUCUGUUUGAGACACGUUUGCGCAUUCCCAUGGUUCAUAGGGGCUGAAUGAGUAGGUUUAUCAAACACUAAGGAGGAAAAGAUAUCAGUCCAUUAUAAUGUAUAAUGUCACGUUCAAUGCAGUAGGGUUUAUACAGAGAUGAAAAGAUAAUUAAUAAUAAUGAA
Molecule: messenger RNA, 5485 nt
Organism: Sphaeramia orbicularis (orbiculate cardinalfish)
Lineage: Eukaryota; Metazoa; Chordata; Actinopteri; Kurtiformes; Apogonidae
Gene: usp31
Product: ubiquitin specific peptidase 31
Exons: 16
Coding region: 671-4540 (1289 amino acids)
Biological process (GO): protein deubiquitination
Molecular function (GO): cysteine-type deubiquitinase activity
Source: RefSeq, a predicted model, not a curated record